AUGGCGUCGAUGCUGUCGGAUAACUCGAGCAGCGUGCAGUGGAAACCCAAGCUUCGUAAGAAGGAUAUUUCAUACUUUAUGGACGAGAGCAGCGUCAAACCCGGACAGACGCGCUUCUGUUGCGUGAGCCACUCGCACGCGACGGUGGACGAGAUUAUGAAACUCUUCGUGGUACCCGACGCCGACUCCGUGGUACGGAACAACCGCGUGUUGUCCGACAGUCUGCUGGAAGCUCGAGUCCUGUCAGUUCUACGUCGACCAACGGAAAAACGACCUAUGAACUCUAUGUACGUUCGAUACUCCAGCUACCAGGCGCCUGGUUUAAUGGUAAACCGAGAGGUUUGCCUUGCAGUGGCCACGGAUAUUAUCCACCAAGCAGACGGAUCUACUAUCGGCUACUGUCUGUGGGAUUCCAUCGACGACCCGGAGUUUGCUGAAGCGAGUAACAAGCCAGGUCUCGAGCCCAGUACAAUGUUUCGAUCGGGCUUUUUCCUUCGUCGUUCAGGUAGACGGUCGUCAUCGAACAACGAACAGAACUACACGAAGAUUGUGUACAUGGUCGGACUAGAGCCUGGCGGCUGGGCGCCGGGCCUCACUGCUCGCCUGUUGAUGGAGCGGUUUGGCGAUAACCUCGUGCGUCUGUGCUCGCACUUCCGUCGCAAGAAUCUCGACUCGCGGACGUUCGUCAUGAAAACCCAGUGGUUGUCCAAACUCUCUGCCAAGAGCUGCAAAGAGUGCCACAAGGCGUUCCAAGUUCUGUCGAAUCGAGUGAACUGUCACUCGUGCGGACACGUGGUCUGCCGAUCCUGUGUCUCGAAAGAGCAGGUCGAUCUGCACGCUGUGGGUCUUGUGCCUAUGCACAUCUGCUUCAUGUGUCUUGGCAAAGCUGGCCUUCCCGUCCCUCCGGCUUUGCAAAAGACCCGAUCGAACCAAGGGAGAAGACGGUUGCAGUCCGAUACAGCCACUAUUUCGCAGCUCACGACGCAAGCCCAGCCAUCGUCUCAAUCGCAGGAGCCCUAUCAACAGUCCAAGUCUGUCGUCGAGAGCGACUUGAUUGAAGAGGAAGAAGAAGACGACGACGAUACGGACACUGGAGAGUGGGCCUUCACACCCUUGGGUGUACCCAUUCGACCCUAUCGAAUGAAAUGA
This is a messenger RNA of Phytophthora infestans T30-4, 1149 nucleotides long. RefSeq lists its product as uncharacterized. The transcript has a single exon. The record is from RefSeq and is a predicted model, not a curated record. Gene Ontology annotation, molecular function: metal ion binding. NCBI's taxonomy places the organism in Eukaryota, Oomycota, Peronosporomycetes, Peronosporales, Peronosporaceae. Bases 1 to 1149 code for a protein of 382 amino acids.